GCUUUGUAUUAUUAUUAGUAUUGUUGCUAUUAUUAUUAUUAUUGUUUAUUUUUUUGGAUAGAAGUAGUCUGUUGAUCUGUUCUUUUUGACUGUGAAUUCCCUUCCGUCUGAAGUGAUUUGAAUUCUAGACCUCCAUUCGAAGUCGCAAAACCCUACAAACCCUCUGGUUUUUCUGUUAACCAACCAUUCAGCCAGAAACUCCACCGUCGCCAUCCAAUGUUCCUCCGACGCCCUCUCGCUCAUCCGCCGGUUCGUGCCGGCAUAUUCAACCAGAUUUCUCGGAUCUUCGGACCCAGAUCCGACCGGCCCCUUCAUGCUCUCUUCUGCAGUUCCAGCAAUCCUGAGCCUCCACCGAUGCCUCCCUUUCAGAUCCCAGGCCCCAUUUCAGGUUUUUCAGGGAAUAACAAAGGCAACAUGCCCUAUAAUAGAUUCUCAGGGGUGGGACAAUCUGGUUUGAGCAACCAUGGAACACGCACUUUGUUUCCUAGAUCUUUGAUAGACUCUGGAAAUGAAAAUGAAGUUGAGACUGGAAAGAAUUCUAAAUCCAUGGACAUUGUUAGGGGAUUACUAGAAGACUAUGAUAAGGGUGGUGCUCCUUUUGGAUCUCCAUUCCGUCAAUAUCAAGUCGAGAACGAUCCUGACAUUGUUCAUGUUAAGCUGCUCCGCAACAACACAUUCAUCACCGUCACAGAUUCAAAAGGGAACAAAAAGUUUGGGGCUUCAGCGGGAACACUGGCAUCAGGAGGGAAAGUUUCUCGAUUUGCUGCUGAAUCUACAGCAGAACAUGUUGGGCGUGAAGCAAGGAAUCGUAACUUGAAGUCUGUGGUCAUGAAAGUAAAUGGGUUUACCUAUUUUAGGAAAAAGAAGCAAUCUAUCCUUAGCUUUAAAGAGGGGUAUAAUCAUUCCCGGGGAGAUACAAAUCCGGUUGUUUACAUUGAAGAUACAACACGACGACCCCAUAACGGAUGCCGCCUCAGAAAGAAGCGCCGCAUAUAGUUUGUUUCGUUUUUUGCAUGUGAGAAGCGCCGCAUAUAGUUUGUUUCUUUUUUGCAUGUUGAAUUUGGGAUGCGAUAGAUGCAUGUUAUGAUAUUUUGCUAAAUAAACAGGGCAUUAUGGCUUUUUCGAGAUUUGCUUCUAAUUCUAAAUUACAACUGAAUACUUUGCGGGAGCUUUCUCAGAUAACUAUGUCUAUUUAUACUUUGUCCUGUUUCUUUA
This is a messenger RNA of Ipomoea nil (Japanese morning glory), 1215 nucleotides long. RefSeq names its product probable ribosomal protein S11, mitochondrial. Gene Ontology annotation, molecular function: structural constituent of ribosome; small ribosomal subunit rRNA binding; mRNA 5'-UTR binding. The transcript has 2 exons. Gene Ontology annotation, biological process: translation; ribosomal small subunit assembly; maturation of SSU-rRNA from tricistronic rRNA transcript (SSU-rRNA, 5.8S rRNA, LSU-rRNA). The coding region runs from base 217 to 996 and encodes 259 amino acids. The record is from RefSeq and is a predicted model, not a curated record. Lineage: Eukaryota; Viridiplantae; Streptophyta; Magnoliopsida; Solanales; Convolvulaceae. Gene Ontology annotation, cellular component: ribosome; mitochondrial small ribosomal subunit.